GUGACGCUGUUUACUGUCUCUUUCAGGCUGUAUGUGACGAGGACACAAUGUCUUGUACCCGCAUGGGGAUGUCGGAUUUGCCCGAUGAGAUCCUUACUGUGCAUCCUCCGCUACGUUCCAGUGUGUGACCUGCUGCUGAAUGUGGCAAACGUCUGCCAUAAGUUACACACACUGUGCCAUGACAAGACCCUGCUCACAAAUGUCAACCUGUCUGAAGAGUAUCAGACUGAAGACCUGUUGUUUCGGCGGGUACUGAAGCAGCUAGCUAACCAUGUGCAGUCUCUCAGCCUGAAUGGUUGCUACUGGCUGUCUGGUUCUACCCUGGAUCAUCUUGCACGCUGCAGAGGAGUGACCGACCUUGAUGUCAUGGGAUGUCGCCUCACUCCCCUUCGCUUGUCCCGGCUCCUCUCCUCCCUGUCUUUACUCAAAUCACUUGCUUUUGAUGUGACGGCUGACUUCAACUCGCUUUUGCUCAGUUCAGAGGCUGUGGACACCCUGAGCCGCCUGUCAGAGCUCAGACAGACUCUCUUCACACCAAGCUAUGGUGUGGUUCCAUGCUGUUCCCAACUCCGCAAGCUGAUGCUGCAGUUUGACAUCCCAGAUGUGACCAGAGAAGGUGUUGGCGUUUGCUGUCAGUUAAUGGUUGGCCAGAGCAGUGUUCCACAUUACCAGCAGCUGGAGGAGUUUACUGCCAGGCUGGCCCCAGGAGAGGUAAACCAGACCUUGCUCCUUCUCUACCUGGCAGUGUUCAGUGUUCACGUUCCAAAGCGUCUCCGAGUUUUCAUCGUGUCAAUUCCUGGUCCAAACCCCGCUCACUGGCCGGCUGCUCCCUCGCUGGCUCAGAGCUUGGGCCAACACGGUGACCUGGUGGCGCUGCAGCUCCCUCGGUCCUGGUUAGAUUCUUUGUCACUAAAGCGAGCUCUGGAGGGAAACAGCCCCAGGCACCUCAGCUUCAGCCGCUGCCCAGCAUUGUGGCCUCAGGUGUUCCGGUCGCUGCUGGAAGGUGGAGUCAGAGAUGGCACGCAGCUGAUCAGCCUGAACCUCAGUGGAAUCAACCAUGUUCCGUACUCAGAGUGCAGGAGUGUGGAAGAUCAGCUGGUUGCUGGGACGAUGAGGCAGCUGGCAGUUGGCUGCUCCAACAUUAAUCACCUAAACCUGAUGCACACACACUAUCAUCAUGAAAACUCACCUGGGCUGGAUGGGGAAUCACACCUGUGUGCCAGCUUGGCCAAAUUGAGACACCUGUGCUCUCUCACACUGCCUGCCUGCGCUCUGUCAGAUGGCUUAAACAUGAAUCACAUCUCCACACACAACACACCUCCCUCUCCGCUGUUCCAGGGGUUAAAGAAAGUUCCACGUGUAGGGAUCCGGAAUUACAAGCCUGAUAUAGAGUCUUCUCUGUCGGGUGACAGCACCUCAGGGCUCGCUCUGCUCUUAGCUGGCUGCCCUUUUUUAGAGACCUUUGAGCUCAUCGGUCCGGGUUUUGCCUCUUUGCUGCCUCGACUUGAGCCUUGCUCUCGUGCCAGUGUGGAGCCUCGUGGUAUGUGUGCGUGGGCACGAGGCGUGGGCGACGCGCACAUAGCAGCACUCGAAGCUUUGCCUCGAUUGCAUCGUCUGACUCUUGCUGGACUUCCUGGGGUGCUCAGGGGAACGGGCCUGGUACAGAUGGCCAGGCACUGCAGAGACCUGCGGGUUUUAUCUCUCGCCAAUCUGGGAUCACUGAAAAUCAUGAACUACACUCCUACCUUGCUGGACAUGCUGAAACACUGCACACAGCUACAGGAACUCAGGUUAGAGCAGCCCUACCUGAAUGCCAACACCUCGUUCUUUGAGGCUCUGUCCUGCUGCUCUCGUCUCCAGCGUGUCUGCCUGAUCUCACGUAGCGGCACCUUCGACCCAUCAGCCGUAGAAACCUUCAUGGAGCGUUGCUGCCAUGUCAUCAUGUGCCACAUAUUCAUGGGCGGCACCUUAGUGGCUUGUCGGACACUGGAGAAAGUACUGCUGGACAGAUUUUCUGGUGGGCGCUCGGCUCUCAGCGUGGUCAUCUAUCCGCUACAACAUGAAGACCUUCCUUCAGUCAUCAGAGAUAUUCCACUAACACUUCUGGAUCGGAUAACUCUGUUUCAGAGCCACGUGGCUCAACCACCACAUUUAUCACCAUUGUGACAUCCCCAGAAAGCUUUGGUGUGAUUGGUGCUCAGCAGAUGAGGUGCUCAGACAGUUUGUUUUUUCUUGCAGGAAAUAAAGUUCACAAAUGAAAGAGACUGACUGACUGAUUGUCAACUGUAUUUAGAUUUUUCAGUGUGUCAUCCGCAACAGUUACAGAUUGCUCUACAAUGAUACAUCAACUAUGAUUGUUUACAUUUACAUGACAGUAGUGACGGUUUUUAAAGGGAAACUUCCUCGCUCAGGCUGACAGUGUUUAACUUUCUUGUUUCAGGGGCCUUGGUUGUCGUACAUCGUUUAUGUUACUAAAUAACUCAGUUAUAUAAGAAAGAAGUGCCAAAUAUAUGAAUUGCGUAUUUGUCCUAAAACUUUGUACCUGAGGCUAUCAUUUGAAGGAAAUUGUAAUAAACUAUUUAAAUUAUUUUAAA
This is a messenger RNA of Acanthochromis polyacanthus (spiny chromis), 2594 nucleotides long. It is a transcript of the gene fbxl18, whose product is annotated as F-box and leucine-rich repeat protein 18. The coding region runs from base 85 to 2166 and encodes 693 amino acids. Lineage: Eukaryota; Metazoa; Chordata; Actinopteri; Pomacentridae. The record is from RefSeq and is a predicted model, not a curated record. Gene Ontology annotation, biological process: SCF-dependent proteasomal ubiquitin-dependent protein catabolic process. The transcript has 6 exons.